GACUACUUUUCUCGCGAGAUUUCCCCCUUCCCGGAUCUUUGGUAUGUGGCUGGCACAAAGUGACAGCGCGGCUGAGGGGUGAGAAUGUGAAUGUAACUAAGAAGUAAGUGGAGGAGACGGGCAUGGUGCCCCCGGCGCUGCUGUGUGGUGUGAGCCAUUUCCAAGGAGAAGAUGAAGAUGAUGGCUGGGACCAAGCCCUGAAUUGUAACUCGUAAAUUGUUGGGGAUUUGUACAGAAAGCGUAGGCUGUGUUCACACAACAUUAACCCCCUGGUUGUCGGAAAUAUAUCAGUGCUUGGAGCGUCCCGGCUUCCUCACCCCCAAUCAUGUCUUCUGCUGCACGCCGCACUUUAUGAUUCACAUGCAAUAAAAGAAAAGUUUUCCUGAUCUUCUGAGGUGUGAUUGAAGCUGAAUGGAGAUGGGGUCGAGGGCACUGGUAGCUGUCAUCCCUGUGGAGGGAAUGACCUGUAACUCUUGUGUCCAGACCAUUGAGCAAAAGAUUGGUAGUAUCAAUGGAGUGCACAGUAUUCAGGUAUCGCUGGAAGGGAAAAAUGCUGCGGUUAUUUAUGACCCUACACUACAGACGUCAGAAGCUCUGCAGGAAGCUAUUGAGGAUAUGGGAUUUGAGAGUGCACCUGUUACCACAAACCUGCAGCCUGUACCUACAGAGAGCACCCUUCUCUACACAUCAUCAGAGCAGUCUACAGAGACCAUCUGCACUGGCCUCCUAAAGCUGAAAGGAGUCCUGGAUGCUACGAGCUCUCCUGAUGGUGCAGUCAGUGUGAUGUUCAUACCCUCAGCCCUGAAUACUGACAUCAUAAUUCAGCAAUUUCCAGGACUUAGUCUUGAAGCAAUGGUUGCAAAUAAGAGAUCUUCAGCUUCUCAGGACAAUCAAACUGUAGAUGUCCUGGUAAAGAUGAAGGUGGAAGGCAUGACCUGCCAUUCCUGUACUAGUACUAUAGAAGGAAAGAUUGGGAAACUCAAAGGAGUCCAGCGUAUUAAAGUGACCCUGGACAGUCAGGAAGCUCACAUAAUGUACCAACCUCACCUCAUCACUGCUGCAGAAAUCAGGAGCCAAAUAGAAGAAGCUGGUUUUACAGCAACGAUCAAGAACAAAGCCCUUCCAAAACUAGGAGUCAUUGAUAUUGGACGCUUGACUAAUGCUCAGACUAAUGGUAUUGGAGAAAUAGCAAAGACAAGACCAAAGACUCUUAGUGACCUAACCACAGCUGUUUUCCAGGUGGAUGGCAUGCACUGCAAAUCAUGUGUUGUGAACAUUGAGAGUAACAUUUCGUCACAUCCUGGGGUGUCCAGUGUUGAAGUAUCAUUAGAAAAAAAAUCGGCAGUUAUUUAUUAUAACCCAAAUGUCCUUAAUCCAGAUGCACUAUGUAGGGCUAUAGAAUCUUUGUCACCAGGCACUUUUAGAGUCAGACUUUGUAAUGGCCUGGAAUGCAGUAACCCUUCGAUGAUUGAAAGCUUUUCAGGAACCAGUAAUACAGAGCAAAUAUCUUCUGACCGGGAACAUCAGGACAUGUCGUCUAAAGUCACUGUAGUGAGCAUAGAAGGGAUGACUUGCAAUUCUUGUGUGAAAUCUAUUGAGGGUGUCAUCUCUCUGAAGCCAGGUGUAAAAACUAUCAGUGUGUCUCUGGCAAACAAAAAUGGGACAGUAGAAUAUGACCCUUUGGUUACCAGCCCUGAAACUAUCUGUGCAGCCAUAGAAGAUAUGGGAUUUGAUGCCUCACUAGCUGGCCUGUUACCUGAAAUUACUCUGGAACCCACACACAAACCUCAACGCAAUUCUUUCCACUCAAAAGAAGGCUUCAGUAAAGAAUCCCCUGAGCACAGCAGUCAGGAGACCAGAACAACCAGCAAAUGUUUCAUUCAGGUCUCCGGCAUGACAUGUGCAUCAUGUGUAGCCAACAUAGAAAGGAAUCUCCGCAAGGAAGAUGGUAUUCAUUCCGUCUUAGUAGCUUUAAUGGCGGGCAAAGCUGAAGUGAGAUAUAACCCAAUGAUUAUACAGCCCUCAGGCGUUGCUGAACUAAUCCAAGAACUUGGCUUUGAGGCAACUGUCCUAGAUGACUAUGACCAAGGAGAUGGUGUCCUGGAGCUCGUGGUUAGGGGCAUGACUUGUGCAUCCUGUGCCCAUAAAAUAGAAUCAUGCCUGAUGAAAACUAAAGGGGUACAGUAUAUCUCUGUUGCCCUUUCAACAAAUAAGGCUCAUGCUAAAUAUGAUCCUGAGAUCAUCGGGCCUAGAGACCUCAUGAAGAUUAUUAAUGAUUUAGGAUUCAGUACAUCUUUAGUUAAAAAAGACAGAUCUGCUAGCCAUCUGGAUCACAGGGCCGAAAUACAGAGGUGGAAGCGAUCGUUUCUGAUUAGUUUGAUCUUUUGCAUUCCUGUAAUGGGACUGAUGAUCUACAUGAUGUUCAUGGACGACCAUCACACAAUGCUUUAUCACCACAAUGUGACUAAGGAUGAUAUAACAACCUAUCACCCUACCAUGGUCUUGGAAUAUCAGGUCAUGCCAGGCUUGUCCAUUAUGAACCUGCUGUCUUUCCUGUUGUGUGUUCCUGUACAGUUUUUAGGUGGAUGGUACUUCUACAUUCAAGCAUACAAAGCCUUGAAGCAUAAGACUGCUAACAUGGAUGUACUUAUAGUUCUAGCCACCUCCAUUGCUUUUAUUUAUUCAUUGGUUAUCCUUCUGGUCGCAAUGUUUGAAAAAGCCACAGUGAACCCAAUUACCUUUUUUGACACCCCACCGAUGCUUUUUGUCUUCAUUGCAUUGGGCCGAUGGCUGGAGCAUGUGGCCAAGGGCAAGACAUCAGAAGCCCUGGCUCGACUCAUUUCACUGCAAGCAACUGAAGCUACCAUUGUAACACUGAGUCCAGACAAUUCUGUCUUAAGUGAGGAGCAGGUUGACGUAGAAUUGGUCCAGAGAGGAGACAUUGUGAAAGUGGUACCUGGUGGAAAGUUUCCUGUGGAUGGACGAGUUAUUGAAGGCCAUUCCAUGGUGGAUGAAUCUCUUAUAACAGGUGAGGCGAUGCCUGUAACUAAAAAGUCAGGAAGCAGCGUUAUUGCUGGCUCAAUUAACCAGAAUGGCUCCUUGCUUAUCUCUGCUACUCAUGUUGGUUCUGACACUACCCUCUCACAAAUAGUUAAACUUGUGGAAGAAGCUCAGACAUCCAAGGCUCCAAUUCAGCAAUUUGCUGACAAACUCAGUGGUUAUUUUGUCCCUUUCAUUGUAAUAGUUUCUGUUAUCACUCUGUUUGUCUGGAUAAUUAUUGGCUACCAGCACUUUGAAAUAGUAGAGAAGUAUUUCCCUGGGUACAACCAGAGUAUUUCGAAAGGAGAAGUAAUUGUCCGCUUUGCUUUUCAAGCGGCUAUCACAGUGUUGUGUAUAGCAUGUCCUUGUUCACUUGGUUUGGCAACACCAACUGCAGUCAUGGUUGGUACAGGAGUUGGUGCUCAGAAUGGGAUACUGAUUAAAGGAGGUGAACCCCUGGAAAUGGCGCACAAAGUCCGAACUGUUGUGUUUGAUAAGACUGGAACAAUUACCCAUGGUUCUCCUGUAGUUAUGCAAGUGAAGCUUUUAGUAGAAAGUAACAUUAUGCCUUCAAACAAGCUACUGGCAAUUGUAGGGACUGCAGAGAGCAACAGUGAACAUCCCCUUGGAACAGCAGUCACCAAGCACUGUAAAGAGGUCCUUAACACACAGAUCCUGGGCACUUGCUCUGAUUUUCAAACAGUACCUGGAUGUGGGAUCAGAUGCAAAGUCAGUAACAUUGAACAUAUUUUUAACAGCACCAACCAAACAGCAAAUGUAAACAAUAGCAAAAAUGCCCUGCUUGUCCACAUUGAUGGAAAACAUGAGGACUCUGAUUCCCAGAAAGCAACUUCUUCAUCACAUCAGACAUACUCUGUUCUUAUUGGGAACCGGGAGUGGAUGAAUCGAAAUUUCCUUAAUUUGAAAAGUGAGACUGACGCUCUUAUGUCCGAACAUGAGAAAAAAGGUCGCACAGCUGUCCUGGUUGCUGUUGAUGGUGUCCUUUGUGGAGUAAUAGCUAUAGCUGACACUGUGAAGCCAGAAGCAGCAUUAGCAGUUUAUACAUUGCGUUCAAUGGGACUGGAUGUUGUAUUAAUGACUGGAGACAACAGCAAAACAGCAAAAAACAUUGCCUCCCAGGUUGGAAUAACCAAAGUGUUUGCUGAAGUGCUGCCAUCUCAUAAAGUAGCCAAGGUAAAGCAGCUACAAGAUCAAGGGACACGAGUGGCAAUGGUGGGAGAUGGAAUAAAUGACUCCCCUGCUUUGGCAAUGGCCAAUGUGGGAAUUGCCAUAGGGACUGGAACAGAUGUAGCCAUUGAAGCUGCCGAUGUGGUGCUAAUACGGAAUAAUCUCCUGGAUGUUGUUGCCAGCAUUGACUUAUCACGCAAGACUGUGAAAAGAAUAAGAAUAAAUUUUGUUUUUGCCCUGAUUUACAAUCUCAUUGGUAUCCCUAUAGCAGCAGGUGUGUUCAUGCCAAUAGGGUUGAUUUUACAGCCCUGGAUGGGAUCUGCAGCUAUGGCUGCCUCCUCAGUCUCUGUUGUUGUUUCAUCUUUGCUGCUUAAACUUUACCGCAAGCCAAGUCAGAAAAUACUGGAACUGAGAGCUCAAGGUCAGCUGAGACAAUGGUCACCAUCAGAAAUUAGCGUUCACAUUGGUAUCUCAGAAAACCAGAGAAGUUCUCCAAAGCUCAGCAUGUUCGACCGCUUUGUGAACUACAGCCGUGCUUCCCUUAACUCCUUUCUGUCUGACAAACAUUCUCAGCAGAGUGUUUCACUUAAUGAUCCUGACAAACAUACACUACUUCUAGAAGACCCUAGAGGAGAAGAGGACACAUUUCUGUGAUCAGAAGCACCAAAAUUUGUUAAUUAAAUAUGUACUGACAAUUUAUUUUAUCUGCUAUAUACAGAUAAAUGAAAGAAUAUACCUAAGAAUCAGUGUGGAUGAACUUAGUGAGCCAAGGACGCUUGUCACAACAAUGACGUACCAAUGAGCCUUUUGUAGCUAACAAAUCAAUGCAAUGCAGUGACACCUUGUGGCAGGAAGGUUUAAGACAUUGACUUGCGAGCUUAUGUGCCUUAUUGCCUUGAGACCAUUAUCAUAGAUUGACCAGGACACUUGAUAACGCUGUCAUCUUAUGAACACUUUUUUAUGUUGUUAGUAGGCCAUAUGCCCACUCCAUACAUUCUUCCUGUUGAAUGCGGACAAAUAUCUGGCCCAGCUCUCAUACAAUGCCAGAUAUGUUAGGUCACUGGGAUGGUUUCAAUCUCUCUACUUGACCUUCACAAUCAGUGUUGCAAAUUUGGGAAAGCAGUAAAUAAUUUUCUUUAAUUUCACUAAGUGCCACCCUCCCCCAAUAAAAAGAUAGUAACUCUAUGCUUAUCACACCGCUAUGUGAUUGUAUUACUGCACUGGUGGAUAAAGUUAGUCUUUGCUCCCACAUACAGUAAGAUGCCCUAAAAUUUGCCGAAAACCUGUUUUUGCAAAGACCCCAAUCUGAACCCAGAAGCCACAAAGAUGUUCCAAAGAACCAAGAGUCCAAGGAAGAUUAUUUUGGCUUAAUUUAUUGCAAGGGUUGUAUGGCUAUUAUGUUGUCUUUUUCCAUAUCUGUAUAAUUUUGUUGCAGUUUGCCACUAUUUAUUCCUUAUUUGAAGGAAAACUUCCAAAACUUCUAUAUAAAAUUCCCUAAUGUGUUUUAAACAUGU
Hyla sarda is the source of this 5741-nucleotide messenger RNA. It is a transcript of the gene ATP7A, whose product is annotated as ATPase copper transporting alpha. Gene Ontology annotation, molecular function: copper ion binding; ATP hydrolysis activity; ATP binding. Gene Ontology annotation, biological process: monoatomic cation transport. Gene Ontology annotation, cellular component: membrane. The transcript has 24 exons. The record is from RefSeq and is a predicted model, not a curated record. NCBI's taxonomy places the organism in Eukaryota, Metazoa, Chordata, Amphibia, Anura, Hylidae. The coding region runs from base 412 to 4881 and encodes 1489 amino acids.